AUGGAUAUAAUGCAUAAUAUUAGUUUGGAGAGACAAAAAUUUUAUGACACCCACGACUUCAAGAACCCGCCUAAUUCAGAAGACGUGGAGGUGGUAUUCACGUGGAAGAUGGAUUUCAACCACAGUACUCUCGGGGCCGCUACGGUCCUCGUACCCAAGGCUCCAACAGCAGCACCGUCCACCACCACCAUGCCGCUCUGGGCCCAUAACUCGUGGGUGUUCCUCUUCGCAGCGAUGCUGGCCGUCGCUAUUGGUGGAAACGCCAUCGUCAUUUGGAUAGUGACAGCUCACAGAAGAAUGAGAACUGUAACCAACUACUUCUUGGUGAAUUUGUCCUUCGCUGAUCUCAUGAUGGCUUCUCUGAAUUGUCUCUUCAACUUCAUUUAUAUGUUGCAUAGUGACUGGGUGUUUGGAGUUCGGUAUUGUCAACUAAGCAACUUCAUUGCAAACGUGACAGUCGCCGCCAGUGUCUUCACAUUGACGGGGAUUUCAUUUGACAGGUAUCAAGCUAUCGUCAGGCCAAUGCGACCGCGGAUGUCCAAGACUUGUUCUCUCAUCAUGAUAGCUGGGAUAUGGAUUAGUGGAAUGCUUCUAGCUAUUCCCUGCCUUCUGUAUUCUACCACGAAGGAAUAUAGAUCUAAAGGCACACUCAAAACUGCCUGUCUCUUAUCGUGGCCUGACGGUCUACCAGAUGUCUCAUAUAUGGAUUUUGUGUAUCAAGUAUUAUUUUUCGUAGUCACAUAUGCUGUACCAAUGUUGGGAAUGACGUUCUUUUAUUCAGCCAUGGGCCGAGUACUAUGGGGCUCUAGAUCCAUAGGAGAAUUAACACAAAGGCAGGUCGACUCAAUUCGAUCCAAAAGGAAGGUUGUGAAAAUGUUCAUUCUAGUAAUUGUGAUAUUUGGUAUAUGCUGGCUGCCCUACCACACGUACUUCAUCUACACUCACUUCAACCCUUCAAUAUUGUAUAUGAAAUAUGUUCAACAUGUGUACCUCGGGUUCUACUGGCUAGCCAUGGCAAAUGCCAUGGUAAACCCACUAAUUUAUUACUGGAUGAAUGCCAAGUUCAGGACGUACUUCAGGACAGCUAUACUCUGCCGUUGGAGGGACAUGCUGCGUCGACGUCGAAAGAGGCCGCUCCCCGAAUCACCACCCGACUGCAUUUCGCAGUCUGGCAGCCGUUCAAGAUCAGUAUGUGCUUCAACAGGUAUAGAGGAGCUCAAAGACUCAAGAGGAAAUGCAGUGCGCGGAUGGCCGCAUCUUGUCGUGUCGAACGCAAGUCGACCUCCAGUCGCAGAGACCGCCUUUGCUUGCUAG
Achroia grisella is the source of this 1314-nucleotide messenger RNA. Its product is annotated as tachykinin-like peptides receptor 86C. Gene Ontology annotation, cellular component: plasma membrane. The transcript is spliced from 10 exons. Lineage: Eukaryota; Metazoa; Arthropoda; Insecta; Lepidoptera; Pyralidae. The record is from RefSeq and is a predicted model, not a curated record. Gene Ontology annotation, biological process: G protein-coupled receptor signaling pathway. Gene Ontology annotation, molecular function: neuropeptide Y receptor activity; tachykinin receptor activity. The coding region runs from base 1 to 1314 and encodes 437 amino acids.